AUGUCCCUACUACAAUCGCUUGUGCAAGUUGUAAAGAGUUGGGCCAUGUCAAACUGGAAAAAAAUGACUGGAUCAGAAGGAGGCUUUGAUAACAGCAUUUAUAGACAUAUCAAGCCAAGUUCGACAGAUAUUGUCUCGCUCUCAACUGUCUUCUCUCAAAAUUUCUGGUACACCACAACUCUUUUAAUAAUUGGCAAAGAAGCUACAAGUACAUGGCCACUACCAGACGACACAGUAGAUUCCUGGAAAAGUUCAGUGAACAUAAUGAUAUCAAAUACGCGGCAGAGUCGGCAAAAAAUAUAUAGCCAGUAUUUAUUGCCUGCUUGUACCGAAGCUGUUACAGUAUAUACUAAGCACAUUGUCGAAUUAUUCCAGCAACAGUUAAUUUCAUUUAUACUCCUGAAGUUUUCAAAACUAAUCCCUAACGUGCGUAAGAUAAUGAGCCGAGAAGAACAUCGUCGGGCAAUUUUGCUACCAGAAAGUAUGUGGCCUCCCUUACAACUAGGCAAGCCUGAAAACCCUAGUUUCAGAUGA
Phycomyces blakesleeanus NRRL 1555(-) is the source of this 534-nucleotide messenger RNA. RefSeq lists its product as hypothetical. Lineage: Eukaryota; Fungi; Mucoromycota; Mucoromycetes; Mucorales; Phycomycetaceae. Bases 1 to 534 code for a protein of 177 amino acids. The record is from RefSeq and is a predicted model, not a curated record. The transcript is spliced from 4 exons.